GAAGCGUCGGGAGGCGGUGCGGGGUCCGUUGCGCGCGCGGCUCGCGUCGGUUCCCGCAGACUGCUCCGGCCGGCGGGGAGACGCCGGCACCGGCGGGCAGGACGCGCCGCGGCUACCCGGGGUGGCCUGGGCCCCACGGCGCCCAGGGUGUCCCCUCUACCGUACCUGGGGCUCAGCGCUCGUGCGUUCUUGGGCCCUUGGCAUGAUAUUUGAACGUUCAGGCUUAUUGCUACCUCUUAUCACUGCAAAAUGGAACCUCUUUGUCCUAUUCAAAAAGCAAUAUUCUGUGAUUGACCUAUUUAAAAAGCAGUAUUGGGGAAAUUAGUUGUUUAUUUGCCGGAAAAACAGGCUUACUUCCAGGCCAUGCAUUAAAUCCUAGGGGACUCCCCCUCUUUAGUUUACUGUAGAUUGAAAGCAAUCCAUUUCAUCUUUUUAACGAUACCCCUGAAGAUGAGAACUUUCACAGGAGAUUGUGAUGACGAUCUAUUUAAGAGAAAGAACAAGUAAAAAAAUACUACAGAUAAACAUGCUCUGAUUUGGGGGAACAGUUGUCAACUUAGACCCUUUGUACCAAUUUCUUCUACCAGCACACAUUCUUCCCAAGGUACGCAGGUAAGACCUGGACACCACCUGUGCCUUGCCCGGGAGUCAUUGUUUUCUUCAUGGCAACUUGAUGGAUUUGACUCUUCACUGCCAGCAACUUCUGGGCAGAAGAAAUGACGACCAUCAGACUGGGGCUCAGAAAGCAGGAUUUUCGUCCGCUAAAGAAGAGGAGUCGUUUGCUGUUGAAACUCAUAGCUGUUAUCUUUGCUGUGCUUCUAUUUUGUGAAUUUUUAAUCUACUACUUGGUGAUCUUUCAGUGUAAUUGGCCGGAGGUGACAACUCCAGCCCCUAGCAAGCACCGCGAGCACAAGGAGCUCAAACCCGUGCUGAGAGCCAUGUUUCUGGCUGAUACCCAUUUGCUUGGAGAAGUGAGGGGCCACUGGCUAGACAAAUUGAGAAGGGAAUGGCAAAUGGAGAGAGCCUUCCAGACAGCUCUGUGGUUGCUGCAGCCUGAAGUUGUCUUUAUUCUGGGGGAUGUCUUUGAUGAAGGAAAGUGGAGCUCCUCCCAGGCCUGGGCGGAUGAUGUGGCACGGUUUCAGAAAAUGUUCAGACACCCACCUCAUGUGCAGCUGAAGGUACUUGCUGGCAACCAUGACAUUGGCUUCCACUACCAGAUGAGCACGUACAAACUAAAACGAUUUGAGAAAGUUUUCGACUCUGAAAAGCUGUUUUCUUGGAAAGAAGUCAAUUUUGUGAUGGUGAACAGUGUUGCGCUGGAAGGGGAUGGCUGUACCAUCUGCUCUGAAACAGAAGCUGAACUCAUUGAAAUUUCUCACCAACUGAAUUGCUCCCGGAAGGAGCAUCGUCCCAGCAACUGCAGGGCAGGGCAGAAGCUUGCAGCAUCAGCCCCCGUCCUCCUGCAGCACUUCCCACUCUAUCGGAGAAGCGAUGCCAACUGCUCCGGAGAAGACGCUGCUCCUCCCGAGGAGAAGACCCUCCCGUUUGAGGAGAGAUAUGACGUGCUUUCCCAGGAGGCUUCACAAAAGCUGCUGUGGUGGUUCCGGCCCCGCCUGGUCCUGAGCGGCCACACGCACAGCGCCUGUGAGGUGCUCCACGCCGGGACGACCCUGGAGGUCAGCGUCCCGUCCUUCAGUUGGAGGAACAGAAACAACCCGAGUUUCAUCAUGGGCAGCAUGACAGCCACAGACUACUCCCUCUCCAAGUGCUUCCUUCCCGUCGAGGAUGUGGUGCUGACCACGUACUGUGGAGCGGCUGGCUUCCUGGUGCUCGUCCUGUUAGCUCACUUUGAGCUUUUACCUUCACCUUUUCAAUUUGGUUGCAAUCUCCUCAGAAAGCAUAAGGCAGUGUGAAAAGCUGGAGACUUUUGCACGUAGCGAUAACAUAUCAAAGCGGAAGAAACUGAACUUCGAGCAGUGCUUGUGUUAGAAUCAAUAGGUGAUUGGACCAAAUGUAGGCCGUCUCUGUGCAUGUCUCAGAUGCUCUAAAUCAUUGAUGCAAAUUGCUGAAGGAUAAAUAGUUGAUGGACCUGUUCUCAUGCUAUGAAAAUGGAACACAUAUUCUACAGCAAAUCUGUUUUCUCAUCUUAAUCAUUUUAACCAAAUAUAUGUACAGUUGAAGAUUGUACAAUAUGCAGAUGUGGUCAGUGUUACUGCUUGCAUGCACUACAAGCUUUACUUCCUGAGAGGACCUGGGCUGUGCUGGACAUACUUGUUUUAUGUAUGUACACAGACGCAGGUCCUCCCGUGAAGCGGUUCUCAAAUUCUUAUUUAGUUUAUAGCUGUACACUUAAAAAAAAAGGUACAGAUGCUGUGAGCUGGGGCAUAUUGUUUUCAUAGACUUCUGCGCAGAAUUAAUGGAAUUUUUAAACAGGUGCAAUGGAAUUUUUAAAUAGGUGCAAUGUUCUCUCCAAAAGACCAAGCCGUUAAAUUUUAAUUUAAGGCCUGUCAAUGAUCAAAAGAAACUUGAAAAAUGCAGUAGGAAAAUGGCCUUUGGUGUUUAAAAAUAAAUGUCUUGAUAAUUUUAAGACAGAUAAAACGGAUUCUUUUCAUCCACCCCCGCCCCCCCCCCCCCCCAGGUUUCUGGCAUUUUCUGUAAUCAAACUUUUAAAUAGGAAGUUUAGUUAGAGGGGAAGUGUUGAGUAAUAAUGCAUUUAACAAUUUACGGCUUCAUUUUUUUGUGUUUGGGGAAGAUGUAUCUCUUCAGUUUUUCCUUAUGUUUUACUUUGAAAGGCAACAGGAAUUGAAACUAAUUUCUCUUUUGUAUCUCACUUAAACUGAGAGUUUUAUGAAAUACUUAAGGGUGAGAGGAGAGGAAAGACUCGCUGUCUAUAAAGCCAUCAUUUUUUCUUUCAUGGAAAAGUUAGCAUUUAAAUUUAGAUUAGUUUGUAAAAAUCACAAAAUGGUGAUUUAUCAACUAAACUUCAAACAUUAAACAAAGCCUAAAAGACUAAAAGGAAAUUAAUGAAGCAGUGAGGCUGUCACUUCUCUGGAUUUGUGUUUUUGCAAAUGUAAUUUUGGACAUCUUUACAUAUUAUCUUGGACCUAAGAAAACUACCCUAUGGAUAGAAUAUGAAGCCUUAUUUGCUGCAGGAUUUCUUGCUUUCUAGAUGUAUAAUGUACCCUAACUUUUGAGACUUGAGUUUGCAUAAAUUUUUCAAGUGUGAUAAACUGCCAUAUAUUUUGACUUUAUAUUUCAAAUAAGGCUUUUCUAAUGCUUCUUCUUUAAAAAAUAAAUUAUGAUGCUGUUCUUGAAUUCACAAA
Molecule: messenger RNA, 3323 nt
Organism: Choloepus didactylus (southern two-toed sloth)
Lineage: Eukaryota; Metazoa; Chordata; Mammalia; Pilosa; Megalonychidae
Gene: MPPE1
Product: metallophosphoesterase 1
Exons: 11
Coding region: 717-1913 (398 amino acids)
Biological process (GO): GPI anchor biosynthetic process; endoplasmic reticulum to Golgi vesicle-mediated transport
Cellular component (GO): endoplasmic reticulum-Golgi intermediate compartment
Molecular function (GO): phosphoric diester hydrolase activity
Source: RefSeq, a predicted model, not a curated record